AAAGUCGAUUGUUGUUAUCGAAAUCGCCGUAGUCGUAUGCUUUGUAUACAUAAUUGUUUAGUAUUUAGUUUAAUUUGCGUAAAAUGGAUUUUAUUGAUGAUUUUAUAGAGGAGUACAAAAAUAAUCCUUGUCUUUGGAAAGCUGAUUGUACUAAUUUCAAAAAUCGCACAAAGCGUCAAGAGGCCUACUUGAAAUUAAUUGAAGUGGCAGCAAAGCAUGGGGAACACUAUAAUAUUGAGAGAACAAAGCAAAAAAUUAAUAAUCUGAGAUGCGCGUUUCGUCAACAAUUGAAAAAGAUUAUUGAAUCCAAAAGUAAAGGGGUUAAAGAGGAACCAUACUGUCCUAAGCGUAGAUACUUCGAAUCUUUAAUGUUUCUAAAAGACGAAGAAAACUUGGAGAGAAAGGCAAAGCGAAGCAGUGGAAACGGUGUAUCAAAUACCGAAGAACUUGAUACCAGCAUACUGGAGCAAGAAUGUAAAUUGCCCAGGAACUUGGCAGAUAAUAUAGGCGAGGGGGAGAGAACUUCAAAGUCACUAUCUCAGAAUGAAUUGUUAGAAGAACAAACCAUAGAGGAAUGUUAUACUGAGUACAGCGACGAAGUCUACCAUAAAAUCAACGAUUUAAUUCCCCACGAAAAAAAUGUAAAAGAUAAAGUAUAUGAGUGUGAAAAGGAAACAUCUUUCCUUACGGAAACUAAAAGUAGUCGAAAGCGUUCUUCAUCUACAUCUUCUCAAAUAUCAAAGGAAGCUGAACCUGCCAAGAGAAUUUUUAAAAUCGAAACACCCACGAUAGACUUGGAAAAACUGUGUUCGUUGACGUGCAAGGGACAUAAUAGCACUAUGGAAGACCAUUUCUCUAGCUUCGGAAAAGUUAUUGCACACAAGCUCCGGACAAUGGACGGUUCCCAAGCCAUUUAUGCUGAAAAAAUCAUAACAGACGUGUUAUUCCACGGUCAGAUGAAAAUGUUAUCUGUAUCGAGUAUAAACCAGUUUUUAAAUGUUAAUUUUUCAGAUUUAUGCGAACCAGUUCGAAUUAAUAAAUAAUUUCACUAAGCAUUAA
Molecule: messenger RNA, 1059 nt
Organism: Rhagoletis pomonella (apple maggot)
Lineage: Eukaryota; Metazoa; Arthropoda; Insecta; Diptera; Tephritidae
Exons: 1
Coding region: 84-1043 (319 amino acids)
Source: RefSeq, a predicted model, not a curated record